AUGAACACCUCAAGCAUGGCGCAGGAAGACCAAGACCCUAAAGAAGAGAAAGAAGAGCUACUCGAAUUCGAGACGGCUAUGAGAGACUUUUCUACGAUGUUUCCAUCGAUUUCAAGGGACGAAAUCGAACGGGUACUGAGGGCAAACGACGGCGAUGUCGCAACAACCAUUGACGACCUUCUACUAAUUUCUCUUGAGGCCACUCAAAUCUCCUCUCCAGCGUCAAGUUCAUACCGAAGUCAGAGUGCCCCAUCUCCAAAUAAGGUAAGUAAGAGGAUAUGA
This is a messenger RNA of Cooperia oncophora, 282 nucleotides long. The record is from the annotation of a GenBank genome assembly. NCBI's taxonomy places the organism in Eukaryota, Metazoa, Nematoda, Chromadorea, Rhabditida, Trichostrongylidae.